Molecule: messenger RNA, 1086 nt
Organism: Sphenostylis stenocarpa
Lineage: Eukaryota; Viridiplantae; Streptophyta; Magnoliopsida; Fabales; Fabaceae
Source: the annotation of a GenBank genome assembly
AUGAAGGCGCUGAUUUUGGUUGGAGGGUUUGGAACAAGGUUGAGGCCUCUGACACUCAGCGUUCCCAAGCCUCUUGUUGAUUUUGCUAACAAGCCCAUGAUUCUACAUCAGAUAGAGGCUCUCAAGGCCAUUGGAGUGAAUGAAGUGGUACUAGCUAUCAAUUACCAACCAGAGGUUAUGUUGAAUUUCUUGAAGGAAUUCGAGGCAAAACUUGGCAUCAAAAUCACUUGUUCUCAAGAAACUGAACCACUGGGUACAGCUGGCCCCUUGGCUCUUGCGAGGGAUAAGCUGGUAGAUGGCUCUGGAGAGCCAUUUUUUGUUCUCAACAGUGAUGUUAUCAGUGAGUAUCCACUUAAAGAAAUGAUUGCAUUCCACAAAGCCCAUGGAGGAGAGGCUUCCAUAAUGGUUACAAAGGUCGAUGAACCAUCGAAAUAUGGUGUGGUUGUGAUGGAUGAGACUACUGGGCAAGUUGAGAAAUUUGUAGAGAAACCAAAGUUGUUUGUUGGUAACAAAAUCAAUGCUGGAAUCUACCUAUUGAACCCCUCAGUUUUGGAUCGAAUUGAACUGAGACCGACUUCUAUCGAGAAAGAGGUGUUUCCUAAUAUUGCAGCAGCGAAAAAGCUAUAUGCAAUGGUCUUGCCAGGAUUCUGGAUGGACAUUGGACAACCAAGGGACUAUAUUUCUGGCCUGACACUUUACCUGGACUCACUGAGGAAAAACUCUCCUUCUAAACUUGCCAGUGGUCCGCACAUUGUGGGAAAUGUUAUUGUGCACGAAACUGCCAAUAUUGGUGAGGGAUGUCUAAUUGGACCGGAUGUUGCAAUCGGUCCUGGCUGUGUCGUUGAGUCAGGUGUCAGGCUUUCACGCUGCACGGUUAUGCGAGGAGUUCGGAUUAGAAAGCACUCUUGCAUAUCCAGCAGUAUCAUUGGAUGGCAUUCCACUGUAGGGCAAUGGGCCCGAGUGGAGAAUAUGACUAUCCUUGGAGAAGAUGUCCAUGUUUGUGAUGAAGUUUACAGCAAUGGUGGUGUAGUUUUACCCCACAAGGAGAUCAAGUCAAACAUUCUGAAGCCAGAGAUAGUCAUGUGA